AUGUCCGUACCUGUAGUAUGCUCCUCCUGGAUGAAGUCCAACAUCAGAAACCCAAGCACCAGCAACGCGGAUGCUAGCAUCCAGGACUCACGAUCGUCGUCUGAUACGAGCAGCUCUGAUUCGGGUAACGCAUCGAAUAGCGGGGUACCAGGCGGUAGCGGUUGUAGUGUUCAUCCGGAAAACUCACCAACUGACAAACAGUUAUUGCUUGGUACCGAAUGUGUGGUGUGUGGUGACAAGUCGAGUGGAAAACAUUAUGGACAGUUUUCAUGCGAAGGAUGUAAAUCAUUUUUCAAAAGAUCAAUAAGACGAAGUCUUAAUUACACAUGUCGCGGUUCUAAGAACUGUCCAGUGGAUGUGAAUCAUCGAAAUCAGUGUCAGUAUUGCCGUCUGAAGAAAUGUGAAAGAAUGGGAAUGCGCAAGGAAGCAGUACAACGCGGAAGGAUACCACCAAAUGCGCAGAAUGUUUACUCCUCGACAGUUCUUUUUGGUGAACGAUUACUGGCAGUAAAUCAGGGUGUUGGUUCCCAAUUUUCAUCCAUUGUGACGCAUCUCAUUCGUGCUGAACCAUAUCCGCCUUUCAACUCGGAAGAUUAA
Messenger RNA from Loa loa (African eye worm), 597 nucleotides. Its product is annotated as nuclear hormone receptor. The transcript is spliced from 5 exons. Gene Ontology annotation, biological process: cell differentiation; anatomical structure development; regulation of transcription by RNA polymerase II. NCBI's taxonomy places the organism in Eukaryota, Metazoa, Nematoda, Chromadorea, Rhabditida, Onchocercidae. Gene Ontology annotation, molecular function: RNA polymerase II cis-regulatory region sequence-specific DNA binding; zinc ion binding; nuclear receptor activity. The coding region runs from base 1 to 597 and encodes 198 amino acids. The record is from RefSeq and is a predicted model, not a curated record.